This is a messenger RNA of Gilbertella persicaria, 2357 nucleotides long. RefSeq names its product fungal-specific transcription factor domain-containing protein. NCBI's taxonomy places the organism in Eukaryota, Fungi, Mucoromycota, Mucoromycetes, Mucorales, Choanephoraceae. Gene Ontology annotation, biological process: regulation of DNA-templated transcription; DNA-templated transcription. Bases 122 to 2101 code for a protein of 659 amino acids. The transcript is spliced from 3 exons. Gene Ontology annotation, cellular component: nucleus. The record is from RefSeq and is a predicted model, not a curated record. Gene Ontology annotation, molecular function: zinc ion binding; DNA binding; DNA-binding transcription factor activity, RNA polymerase II-specific.
UUCAAUAUCCGAUCGUCACACUCAAGCUGUUUUUGCAAGCAAACACUUGGUUUUUUUUUACUCUUUCUCUUUAUGUCCGAGCAACCAGAAACAAAGAGAAGAAGACUUACUUUAGCGUGUAAUGUCUGCCGAGCAAAAAAGGAUCAAAUGCGAUGGGAUAAAACCAGCUUGUGGCAAAUGUAUCAAAUUUAAUAAAGAAUGUACAUAUACUUCAGUCAUUAGAAAAAGAGGACCAAAACAAGGACAUAUUGACCUGCUAGAGCAGCGCUUAAAGAAAAUGGAAGAACUCAUUUCAGGCACACGGCUUAUACCUGAUAUGACACAGCAACAACAACCUUCUAUUCAACCACAAACUAUUCAACAGCCACUACCAAUAACACCAACACCAAAAAUAACACCACCAACAAUAGCACCACCAAUAACAGCACCACCAGCAGCACCAGCGCCACAGUUCUCUUAUUUCAACUCUACCUCACCACCCCAAACAGAGAAUACAUGGCCUGAUUCAGAUACAAUAGACCAUCUUGUACCGCUCUUUUUCAAGCAUCUCGAGGUGUUCUCGCCCUUUGCAAAUCCAACAGGAUUAAUGCAAUCUAUAAAAAACAAGACUUGCAAAAAAUUCUUACUUUGGUCUAUCUUGAGUGUCGCAGCAAGAUUCUCAAAUAGAUUAACAAAUGUUGGAUCCCCUCGGUGGAUGUCUGGCGAGAAAUUCUCUGAUGAAGCAAGAAAGUUAAUACCAGAAGUGAUUGAAGCACCUUGCUUAGAGCAUCUUCAGGGCCUUUUAAUCAUGGCUCUUCAUGAAUAUGGAUGUGCCCGAGGCCCCCGUUUAUGGACAUACAGUGGUUUGGCUAUUCGAAUGGCAUUGGAAUUAGAUCUUCAUAAAGAACCUAUGGCUGAACAAGAAGAUAAAUUGAUGAGUAUGGAUAAUUGGCUUUGGUAUGAGACACAGCGUAGGACAUUUUGGCGUACAUUUAUCGAGGAUAAAGUGACCAGUGCAACCACAGGCAGACCACAAAUGAUGGAUGUAGGAGAUGUGAGUACACUCUUGCCUGUCUGGAAUAGUGCGCUUGAUUUCAAUAGCAUAAAUGAAUUCUAUCAACAGUCGCUGGAUGGCUCUGAAUUGAUCUGUUAUCGAGUUGUACGCGAUCCACAUACAAGAGACAUCAAAGGAAUUUUAGUGACACCUAUUGACAUGUCUAUACCAGCCAAUAUGCCUUUGUUGAGCCACAUUGGACUUGAUUCCCGCUUUAUAGAGCUGUUUGUCAUCGCAGGCAAAAUAUCACAGUUCAUCAACCGAGGCUAUAAAGACGAUGCCUCCUCUUCUUCUGUAAUAGAAUCAACGGAAAUCGAGAACCUGAAUGAGAGAUUGGACGAUUGGGUUGCUCGACUGCCCUUGUCACUCAGAAAUACACCUGCCAAUUUGGAGCAUUUUCGAAACGAAACAUCCCAUAAGGCAACACAAUUUGUGGUAUCGCAUGUUUUACAUAACGCACUGAUUGUCUUGCUGAACCGGCCAUCGCUUGUACUGGCAGACAUGCCUCAGCUGAAUACCACUUCUUCUCGUAUACAAGAGAAAAUACACCAAUCUGUAGACCGUUGUUUAGCUGCUGCUGAUAAUGUCACUGUGAUGUUAAAGGAUCUCUAUUCGAAGGUAGACAUUGUGCCUCCUUUGGUCAUCUAUUUUGUCUAUAUUACAGCUACCGUCAUGGUCAAUAAUGCAUUCUCCACGAAUCCUACUCAUUGUCAAAAAGCAGAAAGGGCGCUAGAUGAGUUUUAUCAAUUUUUUAAUGAUAUGAAGACAUUCUGGGCUAUGACAGACAAACUGUAUUUCCUGAUUCGCGAUUUAUAUGCUGUCCACAAAAAAGCAUUUUCAACACAUAAACAUAGCCAGCUUAUAGGCGACGGCGAUGAACGCUUCAGACUCAAGUCUCCUCUGGCGGACAUGUCUUCAUCUACUAGUGACUAUGCUACUGAACUCGAUUGGCAAAAACAAGGUACACAAGAACCAGGAGCAUUUAGCUUUCCAAAAGUUAAUAGUACAAACCUCUCUCCUUUUGAUGUUUGGUUACAGGAACAGCAAUUAGCACAAAAGAAGCAAUAAAAUCUUUGUUUUUACUUGAAUACAUAAGCUCAUAUGCAAUGUACUUAUUCAUGCAGUGAGAAUGGUAAGCGCUGUUACUUUACGAAAACAAAAUUCAAUUUGCCAAAAACAACUGCCUUUCGACAAGAAGCAUGAUCGAAAAUCAAGAUUCAUUUAAUAAGGUAUGGUAUACCUUGAAUGUUCAAUUUCUAUUACCAAUGAAUGGAGAAUCGAAAAUGAAGUAGCAAGCUCGAUCUGAGGCAUUGGAGAUCUCUGG